Manis javanica (Malayan pangolin) is the source of this 3449-nucleotide messenger RNA. It is a transcript of the gene METTL25, whose product is annotated as methyltransferase like 25. The record is from RefSeq and is a predicted model, not a curated record. Lineage: Eukaryota; Metazoa; Chordata; Mammalia; Pholidota; Manidae.
CAGGGAACGGCCUUUCCGCGUCUCUCUUGGGUCCUUGGGUGCUUGUGUAUUUCUACAGUUUAAGAGAGUAAGAAGCAGAGCAGGGGCGUUUCUUUAAUUAAUAAUUCACCAGUGUUUGUAUGACCGGAGGGAAACAAGGGGAACUGCGCUUACAGAUCACAUGUGGAACACGGCAGAAGAUACGUAACACUUAACGAAAUACGUCAUGAUGACUUCAAAUGAGGAUCUUACCAGUUUUCCCAAAAUAUUUUGUGAAACUUCCCAGAAGCUGGUGAAUAUUGAAACCUUUGCUAUAGCUGUGAAGUAUUAUUCUGUGCAAAACUUGGGACUAUGUACUCCUUUUGAACAGUUACUAGUAGCCCUUCGAGGAAAUCAAAAACAGAGAACUGAUGGAAAUGUGAAGCCAGAUGAGUUUAUGAAUUUGAAAAAAUCUCAUGAAGUUCAGGCAAUGUCAGAACUAAUCAGCAGCAUUGCUGAUUACUUUGGAAUAAAGCAGGUAAUUGACCUGGGUUCUGGAAAAGGCUACCUCAGCUCCUUUUUGUCCUUGAAGUAUGGCUUAAACGUCUAUGGAAUUGAUUCCUCAAAUGCCAACACUCAUGGAGCUGAGGAGAGAAACAGGAAAUUGAAGAAACAUUGGAAAGUCUGUCAUACUCGGUCAAAAUUAGAUGUCAAUGGACUGGCAUUAAAAAUGGCAAAAGAAAAGAAAGUACAAAAUGAAAGUAAAUAUAAAGCAGAUACUGGGGGACUAUGUAACAGCAGUCCUACAAGUCAAGAAAAGAUGUAUUCCUCAGAUUUUUCGCCAGAUAUUUCAGAUGCUGUGAUUUCUAACAUCAGAAAACAAAUGGAAAACCUGCAUGUUUACUCACAUCAAGAAGAAAAUUUGUGUUUUGAAAAUGUCUCUUCUCUCAUAGACCUUUUACCUGUUAAUGCCAUAGAACCUACUUCUUCAUUCCAAAUUCCCAAGAGAAAAAAGUCUGAAGCAAAUAGAGAGAGAAGAAAAAUGACAUCAACGUCAAGUGAAUCAAAUAUAUAUUCACCUUUAACAUCUUUUAUCACUGCCGAUUCAGAACUUCAUGAUAUCAUUAAGGAUCUGGAGGACUGUUUGAUGGUAGGUCUGCAUACUUGCGGUGAUCUUGCUCCUAGUACUCUGCGAAUAUUUGCUUCCAAGUCUGAGGCCAGGGGGCUUUGCAGCAUAGGUUGCUGUUAUCACCUCUUAUCUGAAGAGUUUGAAACCCCACGUGAAGCUGCAGCAUGUACCCAAGAAAAGUGGGGAUUUCCAAUGUGCCAAUACUUAAAGGAAGAAAAAUGGUGCUGUGGUCGUAAUGCCAGGAUGUCAGCAUGUUUGGCACUGGAACGGGUUGCAGUUGGCCAAGGGUUGCCUACUGAAUCACUCUUCUAUCGAGCUGUCCUUCAGGAUAUUAUUAAAGAUUGUUAUGGCAUCACCAAAUGUGAUCGCCAUGUUGGUAAAGUUUAUUCCAAAUCCUCUUCCUUUCUGGAUUAUGUCAGAAAAUCUCUAAAGAAGCUUGGACUAGAUGAGUCCAAGCUGCCAAAAAACAUUAUAAUGGACUACUAUGAGAAGUAUAAACCUAGAAUGAAUGAGCUGGAAGCUUUUAACAUGUUGAAAGUUGUUCUGGCUCCUUGUAUAGAGACACUGAUUCUUCUGGAUCGACUUUGCUACCUUAAAGAACAGGAAGAUAUUGCAUGGUCUACACUUGUGAAGCUGUUUGAUCCUGUGAAAUCUCCCAGAUGUUACGCUAUUAUUGCUCUGAAGAAACAGCAAUGAUUUCAGUUGAGGAAGGUAUUAGAUGCAUCUUUUUGUAGAACCUGUUGCUAAUUUUGCUUUUCUAAAUAUAUAAGUUGUGUUAUGUAAAUAUUUGAAAAACACUGUUAUAUAUUUUAAGUAAACAAUAAACAGCUUAUAACAGAAUGCCAUAAUCCAUUUUUCCAUUGAUAAAUUGCAUAUUAUUAAAAUAAGAACUCAUGAAAGUAUUAUGUGAUUGACCUACGUUCCCGAGUUAGUAGGUCAAUAGAAUGUAAUCUGAGCUUUGUUUCCUGUUCAGUAUUUGAGACUCUCGAUAUUUGCUACAUACCACAUUUUGAUUUGUACUGACUUAACAACAGAUGAAAAGUUUAGGUGUAGAUACAGUAAAAUUAGUUGGUACAGAAGGUCAUUUGUGUUUUCCUCCACAUUUUAGAAGGGUUUUCCAUGUUAUCAGAAGGGGAAAAGUCAACAUUUAAAGAGAAGAAAAAAGCAGGAACCAGGCCAGAAAUAAAAGUGCCUGAUAUAAAGCAUAUUUUGCACUGUUUUAGUCUAAGUGUUACAUGAAGAAAAAAAUAUAUGCCCUUAAAUAAACGAUCAUGCACCUUAUAAGGGAUAUAUUCACUUUAAGGAUUCUUGAGGCUAUUUAUUGUAUGAAAAUAAAAGAAUGGGUCACGCUCUGUAAAACACCAAGGCAAGAAGAGCAAGACUGAAUGAGCUAAGGCCAGUACUCUGCCCAGUGAGGUACAGGUUCCUUUCAUUAGCAGAAAAUUUGAGGUUUCUGAUAUACACAGAAGAGAUAGACAGUUGUGAAAAAGCUCCCUUGAUGCUCAGCCAGAGAUAGUAUAAAAUUCUCCAAACAGAAAAAGUAGCUGCUCUCCAAAAUUUUGGAAAUCUAUCUGCAAAUGAGAAGAAUGAUGUCUUGCUUUGGGUUGGAAUAUUGAGUUUGCAGCCAGUAUACAUGUGAAUGGUCAGAUACUCUGAAUAUAGCUAUAUUGGGAAAUACUGGGAAAAUAAGGCUUUUUUUAAGCUUUUUUAUUCUGGAAAAUGUCCAACAUGUCCACAAGUAGAGAGUUGAGUCUAAUGAAUCUGCAUGUUUUCAUCCCAAACCUCAAUAAUUAUCAACAUUUUACUAAUCUUGUUUCAUCUGGACAUACACGAGCAUUGACACAUACUACACAUACACACACAUACAGCCUGAAGAAUUUUAAAGCAAAUCUCAGCCAGAUUGUUCUUUCACAUAAAUAUGUUAGUAUAUAUUUCUAAGUCAAGGUUUUUUUUCCCCAUAAUGUCAUCUACUACUUGUACUCAUUUACAUUUCCAUGAUUGGCUCAAAAAGUCAUUUAUACCCAUUUGUUCAAUUCAGAAUCAAAACAAGGUUUCACACAUUUGCAUUUGGUUGCAGUGUCUCUUCAGGAUGUUUACCUUACUUUUAGCAGAAAGCAAAGGAAUAUAGUAUUUUGUAGGACUGGGUCUUUAUACACAUGAAUCCUUGCUGCAAUGUUUGUGGACUCUGAUUUCACAAGAACUGCUCUUUGAGAACUCAUUUUGCAGUCAAGCUAAAGAAUGUGGUGCAUUGGUGGGAACACUAAUUCUGACACUUACUUUUUGGGUGAGCUAAUGCAAGAUUGUUAAUAAUCUCAGAGCCUCGAGAGAAGGGGAAAAAGAUGGUGACAUGAAUCUGCAGAAA